Messenger RNA from Oncorhynchus mykiss (rainbow trout), 857 nucleotides. It is a transcript of the gene gtf2h5, whose product is annotated as general transcription factor IIH subunit 5. Lineage: Eukaryota; Metazoa; Chordata; Actinopteri; Salmoniformes; Salmonidae. The record is from RefSeq and is marked provisional. Gene Ontology annotation, biological process: nucleotide-excision repair; nucleotide-excision repair, preincision complex assembly; transcription by RNA polymerase II. Gene Ontology annotation, cellular component: transcription factor TFIIH core complex; transcription factor TFIIH holo complex.
AUACUUGUUAACAACGCAGCCAGCCAUCAACACUGUUGAGCAAACAAGCUCCGUUUUGGAGACUGGUGUUUGGAAUCUAACAUUAUCAUGGUCAACGUACUAAAGGGUGUUCUUGUCGAGUGUGACCCUGCCAUGAAGCAGUUCCUACUGUACCUAGAUGAGACAUCUGCCCUGGGAAAGAAGUUUAUCAUCCAGGACCUUGACGACACCCAUGUUUUCAUUCUGGCUGAGGUGGUCCACAUACUCCAGGAGAGAGUUGGGGAGCUAAUGGAUCAGAACUCCUUCCCCAUCACUCAGAAAUAAAGAAGGAAGUAGAUGCUUCAGCAAUAUAACAAAUGAUAUUCUUCACAAACAUUGAACUGUCUGUUUGGGGAUAUUUGUUCUGUGAAAUAUUUGUAUUUAUAGGUAUGAGCCUUUAUUCUGCAUGCCAGCUGUCCAUGUAUUUCCCCCCAGUUAUGUGGAGUAAUUCAAGGAAUUUAUUUUUAAAUAAGAAACGUUUAUUUGUUUUUCAUCCAAACUGGUGCAAAUAUAAGUUUAGUUAAGUGUGUUGUCUUGAUCAUGCUUUAAAAUGAGACUGGUGGUGAUUAGCCUACACUGCAAACUUGCGAAUGACCAGUGUUUAAGCCCACUUUAAUUCACCUGUUUCUAUGGUGUAUAUUCAUAACUUUUGGAUGGCUUAAAUUAGAUGUAAUAAACUUUUGUACCUGUCUCAAUUAGCUUUAAAAUGUGUUUUAUUAUACAUUUCCUUCACUCUUUUCUUGUCUAUGAUUAGGUUUCUUGGGUUUUUACGGUAAAGCCAGCCAAUUGUUAUAUUGCACAGUAAGCUUUGAAGAUGUAAUCAGUGAGGAUGGAAAUAU